AUGCAGAGAGUAAUAAUUUUGAUCAUUUCAUUUCUUUUUGUAACGGACGUGUUUGGGGCAAAGAUUUUGACAAUAGUUCCAACACCAUCCAUCAGCCAUCAAGUAGUUUUCAGACCACUCAUACAAGAAUUGGCUAGGCGCGGCCACCAAGUGACUGUUAUUACGCCCGAUCCAGCCUUCACCAAGGAAAAUAGACCAGCAAACUUGACUGAGAUAGAUGUACACGAUGUUUCAUACGGAAUAUGGCAGGAAGCGAUGAAAAAACAAGAUAUAGAAUUAGGUAAACGAACUGGGCUUUUCAAAAUGAUGGAAGAGAUGACAAUAUUCUUUACAUAUAUACUAGAAAUGCAGCUACGUGCGGAGGAAGUACAAGCGAUUCUAAGUAAUAAGCAUGAGAAAUAUGAUCUCCUGCUUAUAGAAGCUUGCGGAAAACCAUUCAUAAUGUUUUCACAUUUGAUUAAAGCACCAGUUAUACAGAUAAGCUCAUUUGGAAUGAUGAUUGGCAGCGAGGAAAUUGUCGGUGCACCAUCGCAUCCUAUUUUAUAUCCAAUGGCUAUGCGACAGAGAAUUUAUAAUUUGACGUUUUGGGAGAAGCUCUAUGAACUAUAUACGCAUUUUUGGGUGAUGUCACAGUGGCUGUAUGGUGAAACGAAGGAGUACGAAAUUUUAAAAAAAUACUUUGGUGACGAUGUGCCGUCUUAUAGAGAAUUGCAUAAAAAUGUGGAUAUGAUGUUUCUUAACAUUCAUCCAAUGUGGAGUAAUAAUCAGCCCCUGCCGCCAAACGUUAUUUCGAUUUGGGGUAUCCAUAAGAAUCCAGAAAAACCACUACCAAAGGACCUUCAAACAUACUUGGAUUCCUCAAAGAAUGGCGUAAUAUACCUAAGUUUUGGAUCCAAUGCAAAGUCAAUCAUGUUGCCGAAAGAAGUAAUAACGCUGCUGAUUAACGUAUUUUCAAAAUUGCCGUAUGAUAUACUAUGGAAAUGGGAAAGCGAGGAGCUUCCUGGGAAAUCAGAAAAUAUCAAAGUAUCGACAUGGCUGCCCCAAUCUGACCUUUUACGCCAUCCAAAGAUAAAGACUUUUAUAACUCAAGGUGGUCUUCAGUCCACAGAUGAAGCUAUGAAUGCAGGUGUACCUUUAAUAGGAAUUCCCAUGCUUGGAGACCAAUGGUAUAAUGUAGAACUAUACGAACAGCACAAAAUCGGAGUCAAGCUGGAUUUGGAAACUCUAACUGAAGAACAAUUGACGAAGGCCAUUGAAACAGUCAUUACUGAUAAAAGUUACAAAGAAAACAUAGUAAAGCUUAAAAAUCUGAUGAGUGAUCAGCCACAGACUGCAUUAGAACGAGCUGUUUGGUGGACUGAGUACGUAAUCCGUAAUGGUGGGGCGAAACAUCUACGAGCAGCAGGAGCCAACCUAAGCUGGACUGAAUAUUAUGAGAUAGAAUUUAUAACGAAGCUUAUAUCUCUUAUAUCUUCUUUAAUUUUAAUCGCAUUUGCCACUUUGUAUAUUAUAUACAGGCGAAUAGUAAAAACAUUUACCACUAAAGUGAAAAUUUCAUAA
Leptosia nina is the source of this 1560-nucleotide messenger RNA. Lineage: Eukaryota; Metazoa; Arthropoda; Insecta; Lepidoptera; Pieridae. The record is from the annotation of a GenBank genome assembly.